Molecule: messenger RNA, 648 nt
Organism: Zootoca vivipara (common lizard)
Lineage: Eukaryota; Metazoa; Chordata; Lepidosauria; Squamata; Lacertidae
Product: transcription cofactor HES-6-like
Biological process (GO): regulation of DNA-templated transcription
Molecular function (GO): DNA binding; protein dimerization activity
Source: RefSeq, a predicted model, not a curated record
AUGACUGCCACAACCCUGGCCAGCUGCGUGCAGAAGCUUUCCAACACCAAAGAGGAAAGGAAGUUAAGAAAACCUUUGAUUGAAAGAAAACGAAGGGAGAGGAUCAACAACUGCUUGGACCAGCUCAAGGAGACUGUUGUUGGGGCCUUUCAGCUUGAUCAAUCUAAACUUGAAAAAGCAGAUAUCCUCGAAAUGACGGUAAAGCAUAUCCAGAAUAUCCAAAAUAGCAAAGUUAUGGAUUCCAAAAUGGGGUUGGAAGCUCAGCAGAGGUACAGCACUGGCUAUAUCCAGUGUAUGCACGAAGUCCACAAUCUCCUCCUGACCUGCGAAUGGAUGGACAAGACCCUUGGGGCACGGCUACUGAACCACCUGCUGAAAUCCUUGCCCAGAUCUAGUGAGGAAACCUGCAAGGCAGACUUGAGUUCUACCACCCCUGGGAAUAGCAAGGGGAAUAGCACAGGGUCCAACCAAUCUCAGGAUCAGUUCCACCCCGCCGAAGACAAGCCCGGGUUGAAAAAGCCACUCCAGCCCCAAACACCCUCGCGUUGUAAUCAGCGCGAGUCGUCUCCUCCCGGUCAGAUCCUGCAAUCUCAUUUUGCACACAAUGGCAUUAACAUGGGGUCAUUAGACAUGUGGAGACCGUGGUAA